Molecule: messenger RNA, 470 nt
Organism: Didymodactylos carnosus
Lineage: Eukaryota; Metazoa; Rotifera; Eurotatoria; Philodinida; Philodinidae
Source: the annotation of a GenBank genome assembly
AUGUAUUCUAGUGCUGUCCUCUGUCCUCAGUCAAUUUAUGUUAAGAUGAAAAUAAUUCGUACUAGAAAGCGGCACGAAUAUAAAAUAAUUCGUCGUACCAAAGAAAAAGAAUGUUAUCUAGAUUAUAUCAAAAGUGCUUGUCAUCGAUUUAAAAAAGAUAUUCAAUUAUGGUUAACAUUUAUUGAAUUUUUAAAGAAACAAUAUGAUUAUUCUACAGCAUCAAGUGUUUAUUUAUCUGCACUUCAAAUUCAUAGCAAUAAACAUUGGUUGUGGAUAUUAGCCGCUAAAUUUGAAUUUGAAGUUAUGGUUUCACCAUCAUCUGCUAGAGCGUUAUUUCAACGUGCAUUACGAUUAAUGCCGAAAUGUAAACAACUUUGGAUAGAAGUAGGUGAAUUAAAACGAUCUUAUUUAAAUAUUAGUCUAAUCAAUAUUAUUUGUUAUAGUAUUUCAAACUUGAAUUAUUAUAUGUU